AUGCCAGAAAAGACAAUAUCGGACAGGGGAAGGGUAUUCAACAAUAAAUUCCUGAAAGCCCUGUACAAACGCUUAGGAAUAGACCCCCACUACUCUUCAGCCUACCACCCCCAAAGCAAUGGGCAGACAGAACGAGUAAACCCGUCCAUUGAACACUUCUUAAGGGCAUACUCUGGCAUCAACCAACAGGACUGGACAAAGUGGCUCCCCAUGGCGGAAUUUGCUUACAAUAACGCCGUACACAGUAGCACCGGAAAAACUCCUUUCAAAGCCCUGUACAGAUGGGAACCCACCUUGACCCCAUCCAACGUACCAACAGAUGUUCCGGAAGCAGACGACCUUGCCCAGACAAUGGAGGCACAAUGGAAGGAAGUAGAAUCUGCCUUACAACAAUCUAAGCAACGGAUGGUAGCCGGAGAAGACGGAAACCCAGUAGAAUUCAAGAUCAGAGAAGAAGCAUGGCUGGACUCCAAGAACGUAAAUCUCAAGACCCUGAGCCCCAAGUUAACCGAGCAACGCUUAGGGCCAUUCAAAGUUAUUGAGAAGAUAUCCAACCGCGCCUACCGACUUGAGCUACCCCCAACUAUGCGUAUCCACAACGUCUUCUAUGUGGGACUCCUAUCCAAGGUCAAAAGGGACAAGAAGCGCACCUUCAAAAAUUGUCCCCCACCAGUCACCAUAGACGGAGAAGAGGAAUAUGAAGUGGAGGGGAUCACUGAUGCCAAAGAAAGGAACAGAGAAUGGUUCUUCCAAGUCAAAUGGAAGGGUUAUGGGUCAGAAGAAAACACAUGGGAACCCCAAGAAAACCUAAAAAAUGCCGAAAAGAUUUUAGAAAAAUACAAAAAAGAGAUGAAAAAGAAGGCCCUCGGCGCUGCCAAGGCCCUUAGAGGGGGGGCAGUGUUGUAG
This is a messenger RNA of Rhizoctonia solani, 906 nucleotides long. RefSeq names its product Retrotransposable element Tf2 protein. Bases 1 to 906 code for a protein of 301 amino acids. Gene Ontology annotation, molecular function: nucleic acid binding. The record is from RefSeq and is a predicted model, not a curated record. Lineage: Eukaryota; Fungi; Basidiomycota; Agaricomycetes; Cantharellales; Ceratobasidiaceae. Gene Ontology annotation, biological process: DNA integration. The transcript has a single exon.